AUGAAUACUUCAAGCUGGAGACGUUUGAACGUGGCCGUUAUAGGCGGUGGAAUCGGUGGCAUGUCAGUCGCUAUCGCCCUCCGUCGAGCAGGCCACGAGGUAACGAUAUACGAGAAGUCCGAUUUCGCAGGCGAAGUGGGCGCCUCUGUAUCCUGUGCCGCGAAUGGAACCCGCUGGUUACAUGAGUGGGGUGUUGAUGUUGCGAAGGGAGAUCCUGUUGUAUUGAAGAAGCUGAUCAAUCGAGACUGGAAGACUGGUGAACCGGUUAGCGUUUAUGAUCUGGAUGAUUAUGAAAAGCGCUGGGGAUAUGUGUACAACAUGUUUCAUCGUCAGUAUAUGCAUGCUAUGCUGAAGGACUCGGCUUUGUUGGAUGAAGGGGAGGGAAUUCCGGCCAAGCUGCUGGUAAACCACAAGUGUCGUGAUAUUGACAUGAGAACCAACACCAUCACCUUUGAAAACGGCGUCACAGCUCAACACGACCUGAUUAUCGGCGCUGACGGCAUCGGCUCAGCAGUACGAGGUAUCCUGGGUAUUCGACCCGAGAAAAGACCCUCUGACUCCAGCUGCCUACACACGAACGUUGACGCCGACGAAGCCGCAAGACUGGGUCUUACAAACUACUCCCAAGACAGUGCACUGGAGUACUGGGGCGGCCAAGAAGGGAAAUGGGACAAAAUCGUGCUAUCACCCUGCAACGGCGGGAAACUGCUCUCAUACUACUGCUUCUUCCCUCGCGAGCAAGGUGACUUCUCAACACAAGCCUGGGGCGCAGAGGGUCGACCAGUCGAGGAUCUACUAAAGCCGUAUCCCCAACUCGACCGACAAGUCUUCAAGCAUCUUGAAAUUGGAAAGGAGAUUCAGCCUUGGAGACUUUGGGUCCAUGAUCCUUAUCCUUAUAUCCAGAAGGGCAAAGUUUGUCUUUUGGGUGAUGCUGGACAUCCCAUGAUGCCGCAUCAGAGUCAGGGAGCUUGUAUGGCGAUCGAGGAUGCGGCUGCAUUGGGUAUCCUGUUUAACAAGAAGUACUUCAAUGGGGAUGUUGUGGAGUCUUUGGCGGUUUAUGAGACCGUUCGUCUUCCUCGUGUGACUCGUGUGCAAGCUGCAGCUGCAAAGGCAGCGUAUAACAUUAAUGAGAGAAUUGGAUUCUCUGUGAACAAGGAUACACCCACUUACAAGGUGGAGGAUCCUAAAAAGGUGCUCACUAUUGAAGAGAUGAAUGCCUAUGACAUGUACAGAGACGUUGAAGAGAAACUGGCCACAGUACGCGGCAGAAAGUACGAGGACAAGUUCAUCUGCGGAUUACCGAUCGGGAUGGAACUGCCUAGUGGCAUUAUUAUUGGUGCAAGUGCCUGA
Penicillium malachiteum is the source of this 1350-nucleotide messenger RNA. Its product is annotated as FAD-dependent oxidoreductase. The record is from RefSeq and is a predicted model, not a curated record. NCBI's taxonomy places the organism in Eukaryota, Fungi, Ascomycota, Eurotiomycetes, Eurotiales, Aspergillaceae. Gene Ontology annotation, molecular function: monooxygenase activity; FAD binding. The transcript is spliced from 4 exons. The coding region runs from base 1 to 1350 and encodes 449 amino acids.